GGGUUGGAGGGGUAACGGGCAGGAGGGCUGCUUCUGUCUGGAUUUAUUUUUCGUGUGCGUCUAUUUUUACGGAUAUUUCAUACAACAACCAGAAUUUCCUGAAGGAGGAAGACUUCUUGUUAGGUUAUCCGGUGAUAAAUCUGGGUUUGAGGUAGUGUAAGAAGGCUGGAAGAGGAGCUUUUGUUUGGUGGCUGAGGUUUUUUUUCUUUUGGGAUUGACUGAUGGAAUGACGGAGUGUGCAGAGGAAGAGCAACGAUCUUAAACACACACACACACACACACACACACACACACACACACACACACACACAGAAAAUGGAGAACAAAGAUCUGGAGCUGAGCUUUGAGGAGAAGCUGACCCUGAAUGAGAAAGCUUUCACUAGCUCUCCUAUAGGUUUGACCCAAAAGCCGGAGAAGCAGCACGAGGAGCCCCUCAAAGCCGACGACACCACUAUCACCGAUUCCUCUCUGAUCACUGACCCUCCUUCUAAAACAGAAACACCUGGCAAACCCAGCAGCAGACCCAGCACCCCUGCAAACAGCGCCACCCCUCAGAACAAAAAAGAUGGGGUGAGCUCAGAGCAGAAACAGAAGCUGGCUAAACAGAGGAGAGAAGAGAGAGCUAAGUACCUGGAACAGAAAACCCACGAGCAAGCGGUGAAGAAAGCUCAGUGGCUGGAGAAGGAGGAGAAGGCUCGGCGUCUGAGGGAGAGCCAGCUGGAGGAGAGAAGGAGGAGGCUGGAGGAGCAGAGACUCCGGACUGAGAAACGCAGAGCUCUCCUGGAGGAGAAACAAAGACAGAAACUGGAGAAGAACAAGGAGAGAUACGAGUCCGCUAUCAAACGUUCGACUAAGAAGACGUGGGCUGAGAUCAGACAGCAGAGAUGGUCUUGGGCUGGAGGACUGAACCAGACGUCUCGCAGGGAGACAGGCAGAUGCUCGUCCUCCACCGUAAACCUGCCACGGCAGACAGAGCCUGUCAUUAGCAACAGGCUGUCCAAGUCGUCUGCGACACUCUGGAACUCGCCCAAACGAACUCGUAGCCUGCGCCUGAGCCCUUGGGAGAGUCGCAUCGUGGAGAGACUCAUGACCCCGACACUGUCCUUCCUGGCCAGAAGCCGCAGCACCACCGCGCUCCUGAACAGCAGCGACCCUCACCAAUGUUCCCGUUCUCCAUCUGCGUCUCCAUUAGCCGCCUGCUCGCACCAGCACAACACAGACCGCUGGAGUUCCAGCACACCGGAUAUCACACAGCGCCAGCGCAGGCGCAACUCUGCUCCGGCUAAAAAGGAGAAGAAGGACAAGGAGAGAGAAAAUGAAAAAGAGAAGAACGCUAUCACUAAAGAGAAAGUGCAGAAGAAGAGACAAUCCGAGUCGCUCACACGACCCAGACCUGAGCUCAGCACCAAUGUUAAACCAAAGAGUCGAGUUUCCUCCCCUGCUCCCACCAGGAGUCGUCCCUUGUCCCCCAGUCCUGCUGUUUCCCCCAAAUCCCAGUCCGCAUCCUCCUCGGGCCGAACUCCUCCUGCCACUAAAACCCGGCCCCGGCGUGCACAGACCCCGGCCCGAGUGCAGCCCCGUGUCGUGAGUACCGUCACCGUGACCGAGACGAAGAAAGAACCUGCUAAAGAGGCCAAGAUUCCUGCCAUCACAGUCUCCGCUACUCCGGCGACGCUGGCUCCUGAUACCCAACCACUCACAGCAGCUCCUCAGAGCCCAGAGCCUUCACCCACUCCUCCACCUGACCCCACCCCUCCGGUCACCAAGCCGACGGCAGGUACUACAGACCCUGAGGAGGCGACCCGAGCUCUGGCGGAGAAACGAAGGCAAGCUCGAGAGCAGAGAGAGCGAGAGGAGCAGGAGAGACUGGAGCAGGAACAGAGAAGCAGAGCUCUACAGGAGGAACGUGCUCAGCGUGAGGAGGAAGAGAGGAGGCACAGGGAGGAGGAGCAGCGGUUAAUGGAGGAGCGACAGCGUCUGCAGGAGGAGAAGGAGGCACAGGAGAGAACUCGUGCUGAGCAGGAGGAGAACAUGCGUCUGCAGAAACAGAGAGAGGAGGCGGAGUCGAAGGCCCGUGAGGAGGCGGAGCGUCAGAGGCUGGAGAGAGAGAAGCACUUUCAGAAAGAGGAGCAGGAACGUCUGGAGAGGAAGAAGCGUUUGGAGGAGAUCAUGAAGAGGACUCGUAAGAGUGACACAGGAGACAAGAAGGAGGCCAAAUCUCCAGCACUGCUCAACGACAAAGACACAAUCACCGCUCUGAACCCGUCACUCAGCCGCGACACUCCAGAGUCACAGAAAGAGGUGAAAGUGAGCCCCGUGUCCUGGAACUCUGCUCCCGUGGUAAACGGUGUCCAGGACACCAAACACCACAACGGCCUGUCCUUCAACGGAGAGAUCAUCCAGAUGACCAAUCACAGCAGCGGAAACAGCAACGGGCAGGGCCAAUCGCAGGGCGUCAUGGCGACUGACCCCAUCAUGGCCUUCGAGGGAGGAGAGACUUUUAUUAUGAAGUCGGGGCCGAUGAAGCCUCAGCAUGUGGCAGAAGUGCUGUGAGGAAUCAGACGAGGCUUUAGGAGCCGUGUGCACGAGGCAGAUCAGCAGUGAGAGUGUGUGUGUGUGUGUGUGUGUGUGUGCCAAACCGUCAGAGCAACUGCUUUAACUAAAAGACUGAGACAUGGACCUUCAUCUUACUCACGUGAAUUUGAAUAAAAACCCCAGUGUUUUCGGUCGUUCUCACUGCGUAUGACGGAGCAGGUGUUCACUUCAGUCCUCAGCGUCAUCCUGAGUCCUCGUGUGGCACCUUAAAGACUGUGUGACGGAGUUUAGAGACAAAACCUGGAAAAGCAUCACGAUAUUCAAGUAUUGUUAUGAGAAAUAAUUAUUGUUAUUGUCGUUGUUCUUAUACUAUAUCAGUAUUUUUUCUUUUAAAUUCAGAAAUAAACUGUGUGUGUGUGUGUGUGUGUGUGUGUGUGUGUCUUGAUCUCUUGAGUUAUUUAACG
Messenger RNA from Silurus meridionalis, 2999 nucleotides. It is a transcript of the gene map7d1b, whose product is annotated as MAP7 domain containing 1b. Gene Ontology annotation, biological process: microtubule cytoskeleton organization. Lineage: Eukaryota; Metazoa; Chordata; Actinopteri; Siluriformes; Siluridae. Bases 316 to 2553 code for a protein of 745 amino acids. The transcript has 19 exons. Gene Ontology annotation, cellular component: microtubule cytoskeleton. The record is from RefSeq and is a predicted model, not a curated record.